GUCAUUACCAGACGUAAUCAAACAGAUGGUCGUGUCUGAUGGCGCCGACGCGAACACCGAGAUGCCAGCCCGCGCAGGCGACCACAUAUAAGCCGCGUUCACACGAGCAAGAAAUCCGUCUAUGAACUCGGCGAAUCUUCAAUACACGCUAGCAGCGGCCAGUAGGAUCAUGGCAAUACGGCAGAAGGGAAACAUAGAGGGAUUACGGCGACUGUUAUAAAGAAUUCGUCGAGACGAACAGCUACAAUUUGACACAUGCAUCGUCACGUCACGGCACCGCCCAGCAUUACCAGGCCACUCCGUUGAUACUGAUCCCUAGAUGCAUAGCAGUCAAGAUAGCGGUCUCACACAACGCUGUGAGAGGCCACUGCCUCAUGAUCAUCUCUCGAAACGUCAAACUGUUAGGGUCAGCUAUCGUAGGAGAAAGUCGUCAAUCUUUAACCGAAGGACGGGCCUCAGGCGCUGACAUUCACAGACAUGGCGCCGAUUCGCUUACAGUGUUUGCGCGUCGGAUCUCCUCAUCGAAGAGCUCUCGUCGUGGCGGCGGUUCUGCUAGCGACGCUUCAGUAUCCGUCGGCGACGGCGACGGCGCGUAGAACGAGCAGCGACGACAGCAGCUGCACGUACACGGCUGCCGUGCUGCAGUAUUAUUUGCAGACGCCCGGACCGGGUAGCGAUCCCAGUGAGGUUAUGAGGAGUAACUUGCUUGCUUAUGAAGAGUACUUGAUGCAAGCUGCAGCUCAGGGCGCCAGUAUCAUCGUCUUCCCCGAAACCGGUAUCACCGGCUUCCUCCAGAAGGACAGAGAAAUCGUCCUCAAGUGGCUACAGGAGAUUCCCGAACCAAACACCGAAGCCGCCCUCGACGGUCAGAGAAGCUCUGAUUCUCCAGAUUCGUGCGAUAGCGGCUGUGUCGCAACAUCCGGCGACGAUUUCGUGCUAGAGUCGCUGAAAUGCAUGGCAGCAUGCCACAAAAUAACGAUCGUCGCAAAUCUGGGCGAAGUGCAGUAUUGCCAGCCGGCCGCGUCGUCGACAGUUCCCACUCAGGUGCAGAGCAGUGCUGCUGCCGAGGACGCUGUUCCCGGCUGUCCACCCGACGGCCGCUUUCAGUUCAACACGAACGUGGUCGUCGAUGAUAACGGUGCGCUGGUCGUGCGCUACCGCAAGCAGCACCUCUACAACGAGGCCGCCUUCGACGACCCACCCGUGCCGGAAGCCGGCGUGUUCGACACGCCUUUCGGCCGCUUCACGACUUUCGUCUGCUUCGACAUCAACUUUUACAACACGUCGGCCGACGUCGUGCUGCACGAUGGCGUCGACAGCGUCGCCAUGUCGGCGGCGUGGCCGAUAGCGUUGCCGACGUCGUCGCCGCAGCAGACGCAUUCCGGAUGGGCGCUGGGCACGGGUGUCAAUCUGCUGACGGCCAAUGUGCGAGGUGUCACUGACGGACUGACGUUCGGCGGAAGCGGAAUCUACUCGGGAGUCUCCGGAAAUCUGACGUACACCCGCGAGGACGCGCCAAUGCAGCCAGAGCUCGUCAUCGCUGACGUGCCAUGCUAUAGGAAGCGCUCGUGGGAAUCCUAUGCGCAUCGGCCAUACUCGGUGGAGAUUUAUGACGCCCCCGUCGCUGCUAUAGCCCGGCCCGCUGGUGGCGGCGGAAGCGGAAAUAAAAGGCGAAUGAAGAACAAGAAGAAUAGUAGGAAGAGAAACGAGCAUCGUAGGCGACCAGGGAACGAACCUAAUAGCGAGAAUUCGGAAACGGGCGACAAUAGCCCGCGAACUGGUGGAGAGCGAGAACAACACACUUCGGCUCCCCCUCCCAAAUAUUUCAAGAAUUAUGUCAUCGGUGUCCUCUUUAAUUUCACCGCUCUAGAGGCCGACAUCGGCAGAGCGAGCGUCUGCUACGGCGACCUGUGCUGCCAUCUGGAUUACGCAAUGUCCGCUAGGGGCAGGCGAAGCGAUGAGCUGUAUGCUCUGGCCGCAUUUAACGACUACUACACGGCGGUAACGGACCAGUUCUGGUGGCAGGUUUGCAUGGUGGUAAAGUGCAGAACCUCUUCGUAUAAGACGUGCGGCGAGAGCGUAACUCGUGCGAAAACCAAAUUUAAAGCUCUGACUCUGAGUGGAGACUUCUGGGUGGAGUUCAUCUCUCCAAGUGUACGCGUGGAUGGCGACUAUCUACUCGCACCGCUUGACCAGUGGUCGUUCGACAACGACGGUGAAGUGAUGUUUAGCACGAAGGGUAUUGCUGACCCUCUCAUCACAGCCGAAAUACAGGCGUUUGAGCCGGAAAAGCACGACCAAAGCAAACGUGGUGUCGACGUGACGUGCACGUGUACGUAGUGCUGCUGGCAACGACGAAUCGAAGCAGUCAUGCGAGCAAACAGAGAGAAAUAGAAUAGUUGGCUUUAAAAAUAUUACAUCCUGAUCUUAUUGUGGCCUUGCGUGAUUUUGUCUCUAUAUGGAGCACCGUAUAGUAUAAAAAGGCGUGCAUUGCCGAAAAAGCGGUGACUUGAUGAUAUAAGUUUGUAAGUUAUGAAGGCAAGAAAAUGUAUUCGGUUAUUGUUGGAAUGAUGCAAGCCAUGGCAAUGAUGCAUGGCUAAUGGCAAUGGGCCACGGCAAUAACACAAAUUUUAACCAUGCAUAGAAAAAUAUGUGGCGAUCUCAGUACAUACAGGAACAUACGUAUCGGGACACUAGAUAAUAUCACCUAGCAGUGAAUGAUCUCUCAUAAGUGUGAAUACGAACAGGAUUGUACAUAUACGACGGACUGUAUCACAGGCCGAAAAUGAUAUACGUUCUGUAUAGCUUAUAGUUUCUGGUAUCUGAUACUCAGAUUGAGAAUGACACUGACAGUGUCAACAUAGUUAGUUGCGAGAAAUUGUACGUCUAAAUAAUUUGUAUGUGAGUUGAAAUAAAAUGACAGAAAAUAUAUUAGAUA
Priapulus caudatus is the source of this 2938-nucleotide messenger RNA. Its product is annotated as pantetheinase-like. The transcript is spliced from 4 exons. Bases 478 to 2340 code for a protein of 620 amino acids. The record is from RefSeq and is a predicted model, not a curated record. Lineage: Eukaryota; Metazoa; Priapulida; Priapulimorpha; Priapulimorphida; Priapulidae.